Molecule: messenger RNA, 1690 nt
Organism: Galdieria sulphuraria
Lineage: Eukaryota; Rhodophyta; Bangiophyceae; Galdieriales; Galdieriaceae
Product: GDP dissociation inhibitor
Exons: 2
Coding region: 20-1660 (546 amino acids)
Biological process (GO): small GTPase-mediated signal transduction; protein geranylgeranylation; vesicle-mediated transport
Cellular component (GO): Rab-protein geranylgeranyltransferase complex; cytosol; nucleus
Molecular function (GO): GDP-dissociation inhibitor activity
Source: RefSeq, a predicted model, not a curated record
GUUGGAAUCUUCAUGGGACAUGGUUCAUGAAGAGGCCAUAAAUAUGGACACAGACUUGAAAGACGGCUAUUUUGACGUUGUAGUUGUCGGAACUGGUUUAGCAGAGUCUAUUCUAGCAGCUUUACUUGCUUCUAACGGCAAGUCCGUGUUACACCUCGACUCGAAGCCUUUUUAUGGGGGUGACUGGGCAACCUUGUCAUUGAGCAAAUUGAAAAGUUAUUUUGCGUCCUGUUAUUUAUCAGAAAACGGUGUGAGUGAACCCAAAAAGACACCUACAGAACUACAAGAUGCUAUACGACAAAACGAGCAUUUUCAACAGUACACCGAUAUAGCCCUACUACCUGUGUUAGAAAACUCCAGCUUUAGUGAUGUACAAAUAGUAGAUUCCGCGGAAGAGUGGUUGAACCGAGCAAUGGUAGAUUUGACACCACAGAUUAUUCUAGGAAAUGGUGAGACGGUGGAUAUGUUGGUACAGACACAAGCAGCUUCGUAUUUAGAGUUUCGAGGUGUGGAUGAAAUCUUUUGGUUGGACGAAAGUGGUCAGCUUCAAAAAGUACCUACCAGUAGAAACGAUAUUUUUCGUUCAAUGUUACUCACUCCUGUUGAAAAGCGCAUAUUUAUGAAAUUUUUGAAAACCUGUGCAGUUUAUGAACCUUCACUUUUCCAAUAUGAAGGACAUGAUGGAGGUAUAUUAUCUGCUGGCCAAGUGGUAAACUCCAGCGAAGAAAUAGCUGAAAUGGAACAAGUCCAAAAGUGGUGUGAUUGCUCUCUUUGUUUAGAUAACUGGUUAGAUGAGUUACACUUUACGGAUCGACUUAAACAUUAUGUAUUUGCACUGCUUGGGUGUUGUGGAGAGAAAUAUGAAUCUUGUGCGGUUGCAACUGCGGUAGAAAGGAUAUCUCAGUAUUGUUGUGCAGUACAAAGGUUUCGUAUAUCUAGUGGAUUUCUUUAUAGUAAGUAUGGUAGUGGAGAUAUUUGUGAGGCAUUAUGUCGACGCUGUGCUAUUCAUGGUGGCGUAUACCUUCUUCGUAGACAAGUUACAUAUCUUAUUUGUGACUCAUCUUCACAAGUCAUUGGUCUAGUUACUGGAAAUGGAGACUUGAUUCGUUGUUCUGUUGUGAUUGGUUCAACUUCUUUGGAAGUAAAGUAUACGGAUUCCAGUUGGACUCGUCGAAUUUCCUCAGACAAGGGAAGAUGGAAACUGUACUUGAUUCUUGAUCGACCUGUUCUAUUACCUGGUAAAGGAGUCGACUUAUUCACUAGUCACCUUGUUGUUCAGUCACAGAAUAAUGAAUCUUGUCUAGUUGAAGGUAUACAAGUAGAACAACAAGUUGAUUCGGUGCAUACUGUAUAUGUAAUUUAUUUGUCUUGUGACGACGUAGAAAAUGGGAAGAUUGCGUUGCUUCUAUCAUUGCAAAAGUUGAUGCAUCCGAUUGAUUCCCACUUAUGUCAUAGUUCAAGUGACUUGUGGCAACUAUUGAAGCAGUUUCCUGGUUUGAAAUAUGCCUGUAUCGGGUUUUGUCGUGAUUGGGAGCCAAUCAUACAACUAGGACACUAUUAUAGUUGUUAUUUGACAAAAGAUAUACAUAGUAUCCAGACACAAAUAGAUCAAGUUUUUCACUUGUAUGACUACAUAACACACCGAGAAUGGCAAUCCUAGUAAAGGUGUCAUUCUCAUCAAAUGAAAUUC